GCCCACCAUGAAAGCUUAGGAGGUAAGAAAUUCCUUUCUUGCAGCAGUUUUUACCUUCCAUUGACAAAACAGUAUAAAUUCAAUCCGCCAAGCAGAGUCUACAGAACUCCACUAUUUUGAUUCAGUUUUCUCCACAUCGAUACCCCGCCAUGGAUCGUAAUCAGCCGCUGCAACCGCCAUCUCCGCAGCCUCGUCCUCCAGAAUCCGGUGGGAGUUCCUCAUCCAUACUUAUAGUUUUCGCCUCCUUCCUGGCCAUCUUUUCCAUGGUGGUCUUUCCAUCUCAAUCAAACUUGUCAAGUAAUCUUUCUAUUUUACAUCAAGUACCGGAGGGUCAUGUGGGGGUAUAUUGGAGAGGAGGUGCCCUUCUGAAGACAAUAACUGAUCCAGGUUUCCAUCUGAAGUUGCCACUGAUAACCCAGUUUGUGCCUGUUCAAGUGACCCUCCAAACCGAUCAAGUAAAGGACAUUCCAUGUGGUACUAAGGGGGGUGUGAUGAUCAACUUCGAGAAGAUAGAGGUUGUCAAUCGCCUCCGCAAAGAAUAUGUGUAUGACACCCUGGUCAACUAUGGUGUGAAUUAUGAUAACAUAUGGAUAUAUGAUAAAAUUCAUCAUGAGAUCAAUCAGUUUUGUAGCUCCCACAGUCUUCAACAAGUUUAUAUUGAUGUCUUUGAUCAGAUCGAUGAAAAGAUGAAAGAUGCCCUCCAAGGUGACUGUACACGUUAUGCUCCUGGUAUUGAAAUAAUCAGUGUUCGUGUAACCAAACCUACCAUCCCAAAUUCUAUCAGAAAGAACUUUGAAGACAUGGAAGUGGAACGUACAAAGGUUCUAAUUGCCGUAGAGAGACAAAGGGUAGUAGAGAAAGAAGCAGAAACCAAUAAAAAAAUGGCAAUUAGCGAAGCCGAGAAGAAUGCUAAUGUUAGCAGGAUCCUCAUGGAACAGAAAUUGAUGGAGAAGGAGAGUUCCAGGAGACAACAAGAAAUUGAUAACCACAUCUAUCUUGCUCGUGAAAAGAGUCUCGCGGAUGCCAAUUAUUACCGGGUACUAAAAGAAGCUGAAGCCAACAAGUUGAAGCUUACACCCCAGUUUCUUGAGCUAAAAUUUAUCGAGGCCAUUGCUGAUAAUACAAAGAUUUUCUUCGGGGACAAGGUUCCAAACAUGAUUUUCGAUCAGAGGUUGCUCGGAAACUUCCUGCAUCAGGUGGCGGAAAAUGAAUCAAGAAAAGCCUCAGGGGAGGCAGAUUUAGAAAUGUAAUCCAAGAUUUAUCUUCUAAUGGUCAGAAAACAAUGGCGUCGGAUGGUGAUCUCCUUUUUCAUGUUAUACCAGAUAACGUUUCAAUGGGAAGCAAUUUUCGUGAUGCAUCAUUUGACAAACUCAAGUAAAUACCUCCGUUGAGAUUUUCUUUUCUUGUUUAGCACACAAGUCUGUUUCACAAAUUUUGAGUAUUUACCAAUAAAUGUGAUUUGAACUUGCAUUGAAUAAAUUAAUUUUAAUAAAUUUUGAGAGUAA
This is a messenger RNA of Cucumis melo (muskmelon), 1505 nucleotides long. RefSeq lists its product as uncharacterized. Gene Ontology annotation, biological process: SREBP signaling pathway. The coding region runs from base 150 to 1250 and encodes 366 amino acids. The transcript has 11 exons. Lineage: Eukaryota; Viridiplantae; Streptophyta; Magnoliopsida; Cucurbitales; Cucurbitaceae. The record is from RefSeq and is a predicted model, not a curated record. Gene Ontology annotation, cellular component: endoplasmic reticulum membrane; endoplasmic reticulum. Gene Ontology annotation, molecular function: cholesterol binding; ubiquitin protein ligase binding.